Molecule: messenger RNA, 2721 nt
Organism: Pleurotus ostreatus (oyster mushroom)
Lineage: Eukaryota; Fungi; Basidiomycota; Agaricomycetes; Agaricales; Pleurotaceae
Exons: 15
Coding region: 1-2721 (906 amino acids)
Biological process (GO): DNA-templated transcription; regulation of DNA-templated transcription
Cellular component (GO): nucleus
Molecular function (GO): transcription cis-regulatory region binding; DNA-binding transcription factor activity, RNA polymerase II-specific; zinc ion binding
Source: RefSeq, a predicted model, not a curated record
AUGGAACCAAACGCCAGCGGGAGCACAGUCAAGAAGCAGGAGGAUGCCCCCGAAGACAGCAAGCCCCCAAAGCAGGACGUCAAGCCCGUGGUCAAGACCUUGAAUCGGGUUCCCAGGGCCUGUAAUGCGUGUAGGAAACAGAAAAUGCGAUGCGAAGGGGCAGACAAUCCCCCCUGUCGUCGGUGCCGGCACGCUGGAUUGGAGUGUCUCUUUGAAAAGCCAUCGAGGGAAGCAACUUUAACUGGCGAGGCGGGCCUUGAGCGCAUUCGCAGCCUAGAGGCUCAUGUCGCCGACAUUCGACAUACCCAGACGUCGAUGCACAACAUUCUGUCAGAAAUUGUCAGUCACCUACGCAAUGGCGCUUACCACGCCCGCUCGCCAUCUGCGUACCCACAAUCGUAUCACAAUCAAUCCCCCAGCAUGCACUCUCCGUCACUGGCUACCCCGCCUGCUGGCCAUCAACAUAUCAAUGAUAUGUCGGGCAGUAGCUCUUCCAGUUCGUUCUCUUCUACUCACAGCGCUAUGAUCACUCAACCACAGCGUCAAGCUCGCGGCCCCAUGAGCAAUCAGUCGUACCAGAGCCCGCAAACAGGCCCCAUAUCGCCAACCGUCGAGUAUCACCCUCCACAGAUACCUCCGUCGUCUUACGCGUAUCAGACGGCUCCACAACAACAACAACCCUACCCCGCCAACGCCGCCAACAAUAAUGCUCCCGGCAAUCAGGGACAAGUCCUGCCACCAUUCUCAAGCAUUUCGACUACUAUGGGUCCCCCUGCACCCCAACAAAGUAACGUGCGAUAUAAUCCCGGUGACAGCGGUCGUCCACCCAGACCUCAUUCGUCAGCCACUAAACGACAUGCACCACCCUCGUCCAAUGUCACUAGCGCUGACUCAUCUGAUGCGGAAGACGAUGACAAUGGGGAGCUACCUGCAUCUGGGUUGGUCGCACCAUGGGAAGUUCUAAGGGGACUAGCCGAUGUCGCUAUUCGCCGUGCCGCUAAGGAUGCUGGUGAAAGUAGUGAACCUCAGAGUCGUACCAGAACGCCGUCACCCGAUCGACAAAUGCGACCAGCAAAGCGCAGAAAAAUACGACAUAAAGGGCCGAGCUUCCCUGAUGUGGUCACUAAGAACAUUAUCAGUGAACACGAUGCAAGAGAACUAUUUCGCAUAUUCUACCACGGCUGCUCGACUUUCUUGCCUGUGUUCGACGCCAAUACGGAUACGUAUGAGGCGCUUCACGAACGAUCACCAUUUGCCGUGGACUGCAUCUGCAUGGUAGCAGCUAAGGUUCGCGACGGUGGCGGUAAACCAAGCGAAGCAUACAUUAAAUGCCUCGAUGAAGUCCAGAAGAUAUCUUGCGCGACUUUGUUUUCUCCAGUUACCCGCCAUGAAGCAGUUCAGGCUAUGAUUCUAGUGUCUGGGUGGUCUGAUAAUGGUUGGCUUAGCGGAGGUCAUGCCAUUAGGAUGGCCAUGGAAUUAUCUAUGCACAAGGCCUGGCCGCGAUUAUACCGGCGAAUGCAGACUAACAAAGUGAACACGGUGGAAGAUCGCAAUCUGGUCAUCGCAUCGCGAACGUGGUUCUGCCUCUACCUCUUCGAGCACCAACUCUCGUACGGUACCGGACGACCAGCGGUCUUGAAAGACGACGAAAGCAUUGCGGGGUGCCGCAUGAUGCUGCAACACCCACUGGCCAUCGAAGAUGAUAUGCGACUAGUCUCAACGGUCGAAUUGAUGGCUUUACGAGAGCGCCUGAACAACCAGAUCAUCAACCCAGAUGGGCCUCUCAACGAAGCUGCUUUUGCUGCCCUCCGUGACGGCAGCACCCAAUUCCAAACUUGGUUUGCCACUUGGGACCAAGCAUUCUCCCAAAAAUACGAAGACGCUGCUUUUUACCGUCAAAGUUUGCAAAUUCAGCAAGUUCAUGCGGAGCUUUUCCACAACGCCACAGCGCUUCGAGGUAUUAAUGGACCUGACGACGUUCAGAAAAUGCCACCCGUUCAGCGUGAAUUGGCAAUGAGGUCCAUCCAAAUUGCUCGCCAGGGUCUCGAUAUUACUGUCAAUUCACCUUCGUAUAGGGAGGGGAUGAAAUAUGCUGUCCAUUAUACCCAUGCAACUGCCACCUUUACGGCAUCGUUUCUGUUGCGUUUAUCUCGGCUCUUUCCAAAUGAGUGCAAUGUUCAAGAAAUUCGAAGUCAAGUCGAACGCCUCGCGGAAUUAAUGUCCCAGAUACCGGCUAAACGCUAUGCCCUAACCUUACAAGUCAUGCUGAAGCGUGCCAAAAAGCGGAAGGAUUCGCAAUCGCUCUCGCCCAAGGCUACCCGUGAUCCCCAGCAACGAAUGCCAGUGCGCGUUGAUCACUCGGGCGGAGUUCCUGUUCAGCAUCGGCCAGUCGAGAAUUUCUCGCCAACGUACGAACAUGCCGCGUAUCCUCCCGAGAUGCAGGCGCAACAGCACAUGCAUCAAUCGCAUCAUCAUGCUCAUCAUCAUCCUGAUGCUGUGAGCCAGAUGCAUGGUCAUCACACCCAUCCAAUGCACGGACAGCCCCAGCUUCCCAUGACUGCUGAUGCCGAUAAUAUUUGGCGCUCCUUCAAUAUGACCUCGAACGAACAGCUGCCUGUCUGGGUGUCCGAUCAGACGCUUGGCGGCAACGCAUUCACGCAGAGCGGGAUGGAUGCUUUCCUGUUGCCCACGGAAUACCUACCCGGUCCAACCAUCUGGUAA